This is a messenger RNA of Symbiodinium pilosum, 1065 nucleotides long. NCBI's taxonomy places the organism in Eukaryota, Dinophyceae, Suessiales, Symbiodiniaceae. The record is from the annotation of a GenBank genome assembly.
AUGACCGCCCUCAGGAUCAUCCAGAGGCCGAAGCUUGGUGCAGUGAAGGUGGCGCUUGUCAGUGCCACUUGUCCCGAGGGCAGAAUGCUUCUCGUUGUGUUUAAGGGGACGUCUUUCAUCGCAGACUUCCUGAAUUGGAAUUUGGAGCAUGACCACACCAUGACGAAAGAUAAGGCUUUCUUCAUUCACCGUGGUGCAGCAGGCGCUAUGGGAAAUCUGCAGUUUUGGCUGGAGACAGAUUUCAUGCGCCGCCUCGAGUCAGAAGGCAUGCAAGGCGUGGCUCAGGUGGUUUUUGCAGGACAUUCUCUUGGGGGCAUGUACGCCCAGGUGAUGUUGUAUUUGGCUUGGCAGAAAAUUGAGGCAGGUGGCCUCACCCCGCUGAUGUCUAGCAUGCGCUGUGUCACAUUUGGUGCUCCGAUGACAUUCGGUGGCGGCUUGGAAGGUAAUGGUCAGCUACAGAGUUUCAAGAGCUUCGCCAACAGACGGGCCGUCAAUUAUGUCCACGCGCAUGACCCAUGCCCACGGGCGUGGGGAUCUCUGAACUUGCGUGUGUUGGUGCAGCAGGCAUGCCAAUUUACGAAGCAGAGCCUCCGGGACGAGCUGGGCACCGUUCAGGGAGGUUUGGCAGCCAAAGUCGUGGAAGGCAUGGCCCAGGCACUCCUGAACCGGCCCGGCUUCAGUCUACUUGAGGAAAUGGCCCGAGAGUACCGACAUGUGAUUCCGCUGAAGGUCUUGAGCACGUCGCCGCGACGCUUUCAUUGGCUGACAGAUUUCCAGCUGACGCCCGAGUCCCUACUGGACCAUUCCAUGGCGUCUCGGUCAUACCCUAAGAAUCAAGAGUCACAUGGAAAAGAAAACGAAAAGUUGGAUGGAGGCGGGGAUUAUGCUGUGGUUUGUAUGGAUCUGGAUUCAACUCAUUGUUGCCAAGCUGAAUGUUUUUUUUUGGGUAGUUUCGCCUACAAGCAAUGCGAAGCAACGAAACCUUACAUCACAACCAAGCCGGAACUUUGUAAACGUGGGUAUCCUGUCCGAUGUCCAGGUUUGCUACGUGAACAGGCUUUAUGA